This is a messenger RNA of Mytilinidion resinicola, 2139 nucleotides long. RefSeq lists its product as uncharacterized. The transcript is spliced from 4 exons. The coding region runs from base 210 to 1718 and encodes 502 amino acids. The record is from RefSeq and is a predicted model, not a curated record. Lineage: Eukaryota; Fungi; Ascomycota; Dothideomycetes; Mytilinidiales; Mytilinidiaceae.
GUGGUAGUCGAGCAAAGAACAACUUCGCCAAAAUCAGGGCCUUCUCGUACGAGGGAUGGAGCGAGGACGUCCUCAACGACGCGGCAAAGACGCUCGCCGAGGCUUACAAUAAGUAUUCUGAGCACGACCUCGGGUUCACCGGAUAUGUGGAGUGGACAGAAGACUUGAGCAAUCCAGACCUUCAUCCAAACCGCUUGUUGGGCCCUCAAAUGGAAGAACUUCGCAAGAUCCAGGUCGGCUCUAUGGUGUAUACCAGUCUCCAGAGCGCUGGUCCAGGCAUGCCUGUUCGUAUCAUGAUCACCGGUACCGAGCAGGCAAGAGUCGAUGAUGCGAAACCACGCGUGGAGAACUUUAUCAAGGCCAAGAUCGCUCUCCAGAACUUCAGACCAACUACCCGCUUUGUGUGCUUCGAGGAGCGUAUCAAGAGCGUUCGCAUAAAGCCGUAUGGAAACCCGCAGGCAUUGACUGUCAUCGUUGACCCGAUGGAGACUCUUCUUCCAGUGGAGAUGGUUGCUCCACUACGCCAGCCUGACAUUCAAGAAAUGAUUCGGGAUGACCAGCUAGAAGCAGUGGAGGAGACCAUUCUUGAGUCGUUCGACGUAAUUCGCCAACGUAGCCAAGUCUACAGUAUGGGAAUCAGCCUCGGCCUGCUGAAGCUUGGUCCCCGCCUCAGACCCUCCCAAGAGAACUGCUAUAAGCGCGAUGAGUUCGUGGAUAUGAUGGAACGAGACGACACUCGGGUGUCGGGCAGUAUCGAGAAGCCUGUCAUGGGCAGCGUUGAACAUGAACUGCUUGGGCGCUUGAUAGGAGCUCCGAAUGUCCUCAGCCCCAUCCAUCAUCAGAUCAGAUCGAACAGCUUUAUCAAGCCUGUAUUUAGGGUUACAGCGAUCCUGCGUGAUCCUAACAACUCCGGUCGCAACGUGCUGCUCCAGCUGGAGUUUGAGGAUCGUGAUGACGAUGAGAUCGUUCGCUUGCCUGCGAAAUGGUCAAUCCUGGAGCCAGGCAAGGAUCUUCCAGCUAACAUGAUGAAUGUCAACUUGCUGUUUCCCUCGAGUGGACGUGCCUGGCAUUUCCACGUCAACAGUUCAAGGGUAGUCCGCAAGGACCGACUGUCGCCUUUCCUUGUCGAAUACGCCAACCGGAUCGUCCUUGACACUUCUCGAGCUCGCAAUCCCAACUUCCUCGAUAGAUACAUCCGAUUUCCCACCGGAGGCCCAACAUUGCUCCGCGCGAAGACAGAGCGUGUCUGGGUAUUCCGUAUUACAGGGACCGACUAUCGUCUUGAGGCCUCUCAGUCUCGCUAUGGCUACGACGCUAACCCCCAUCCUACCCUCCAGUGGUUCUGCACUGUUCGCCAUCCGGACUGGGAGACCCACUUCCACAUGCUCGAAAAGAUGACCAUCGGCAACGUUCCCAAGUGGCCUCACAUGAUGAAAAUGUUCUUCCCGGACGAUGGCUACACCUACAUCGAAGAGACUGAGCCUGUAGUGGAGCCAAAGAAAAAGAAGGAAAUCGACAAGGCAGCGAAGAAAGCCAAGAUUGGAGGCGAGAAUUUUGGUAAGGGCAAGGGCAAGGCGAAAGACAUCGAUACAAACGAGUCCAGCAAGAAGAUGUCAAUUGCCGAUAGCAACAAUCUCAAACCUGAGACUGGCCUGCGCCUGCUUACUCACAAGCUCAUCAAAAUCACGGCCGUUGUCGAGGGCCGGCCUGUUGAGUAGGAGGGGUAUUACAGGGCAAGGUGGAUGCAGGCUUAGGGGGUGGUGAUACGGACUAGAAAACUUCUCUGGGGUGAUAGGGAGGUGUCAGGAUGAAGACUCAUCUUCUCUCCAGGUGCUUGGGAUGGCAUUGACUCUUUUUUCUUUUCACUGGGGCACUCUUUCAUCCUCUAUCCUUGGCUAUUCACAAAAGCGGCAAAAGCGGAUGGAGUCACGAGCUGACAAUGGUGUUCAUGGGCGUAGGAAUGCAGGCCCAAAAUGGAUUACUUUAGCUGCACUGCCUCAAUACCCAAAUUCCAUAGAGUAUAAUUACAGUUGCCCAAUGUUUGGCUGGCCGGGUGACUUGCACCUUUGGGUCGACAGCUUGAAUUGACACAACCUCUUUUCGAUCAACGCGUUUGGCAAGAACUACAAAACGCAGAAG